This is a messenger RNA of Spodoptera frugiperda (fall armyworm), 1117 nucleotides long. Its product is annotated as androgen-dependent TFPI-regulating protein-like. The transcript is spliced from 5 exons. The coding region runs from base 162 to 887 and encodes 241 amino acids. NCBI's taxonomy places the organism in Eukaryota, Metazoa, Arthropoda, Insecta, Lepidoptera, Noctuidae. The record is from RefSeq and is a predicted model, not a curated record. Gene Ontology annotation, cellular component: endomembrane system; membrane.
UCUACCCGUAUCUUACUAAACGAAAUCAGUUAGUCUGAUACCGCGACCGUUGGCGAUCACAUGUGUGUCUAAUAUUAUAUUUAUUUACUUUUAAUAUUAGUGUUCAGUGUAUAAUAAUAAUAACAGUUUAUGACAUAAUAGUAUAAUACUUAUAAACGACCAUGUCAUCAUCGAUCUACUAUCGGAUGCUGGGGCACGCGGUGAUCCUCUCGCUGCACUCCGGCAACUCCUUGGUGAUGUUCCUCUCGAUGGAGGAUGAGAGCAUCAUGAGGGACCUGGACGUGAGGAAGAUGACCUCACUGCAGAGUAUGUACCUCACUGUCUGGAAUAUUGCCUUCCAAAUGUCAUAUUUCUCGCUGGCGUUCGCCUGUGACUUCCUCACCGUCACAGGACGAGAACAUUUGAUCUCCAAGAACAUCAGACAAUUCCGACACACGUUCUUCAGCUCACUUAUAUUCCCUAUCGCCGGGCUAAUCUUCACGGUAUUCUGGCCAGUAUUCAUAUUAAACAGAGAGCUGCUUUUCCCGGAGUUUAUAGACAAGAUAUUUUCGUUUAAGUCUAACUUUAUAAUGCAUUUCUGCAUACUACCCGCUGCAAUAUGGGAGCUGGUGUUUCUACCGCGUCCCGUACCGAAGACACAUCGGUACAACAUAUCCAUUAUAGUCGCAUUGUUCAUCGUUUAUAAUACUGUAGUAAUCUACACACACCACCAGCGAGGUCUCUUCCCGUAUCCAAUCUUCACAAUGACCUACGGAACGAUAUACUUCCCAAUAUUCCUAGUUCUAAUGUUUUUCAUAGGUCUAACAGUGUACCAUGCUCAAUGGAAACUACACUCCUUAGUCUGGGGACAAGAAAAACUAAAACAGAACAAAGUAAAAUUUUCCUAAACUAAAACUAAAAAAAUGAGUGGUCCCUAAACUCGUUUUUGAGACGUAUUCUAAAAGUAAAAGCUAAAAAAAUGAGUAUCGAUAUUUUUUAAGACUUAUUUCUGUUAAAAAUGUUGAUUGGUCAGUUGUUUUUUUUUUUUUUGAGAAAUGAGUAUUUUUUUUUAAUAAGGUAAUGAGUUAUAGUGAGUGUUUGUGAACUGAGUCUGUGGUAUUAGAAAUAAAUCGCAAAA